UCCUUUGUUAUCGUUCAGUUUGCCUUACCGCUUGUGCAUAUGCAGGCGGUUUGCCAACGUCGACGCCGCGAUUUACCCAAAAAACUCAACCGCCGCGAUUCAAGUUAGCAUAGAAUAGAAACAAAUGCAACCGUUCAUCAUCGUAAUAUGAUGAUACACGACACGCAACCGCGAGUUUACCAACUAGCGCAGCGUUUAAACUGGUAAAUUGCGGCGUUUACGUUGGCAAACUGCUCUAUCUGAACAAGCCCUUAGUAUAAGAGUAGCAUAAUGAACCUGGUUCACAUAGUGAGUGUAUAGAUUACUGUAUAGAUAGUGUGAUGUGAUUUAGUUUUAGGGUUUUAGCGUCUAAUAGCAAUCGGAAGAAGUGGUAGUAGUAACGAAUUAGUAGGUUUCACUCAGUAAUAAUUUUAACUCUAGUGAAUUAGACUAUAUAAAAUUAUGAAGAUUCUUGGAAAAAUUCUCGUAAUUUUAUUUAUAGGAUACAGUAACACGCAGAAUAAUGAUUUUAACAGAUUUGACACGCAGGGUAUAGAUUUUGCGAAUUUGGAUAGGAGAAUCAAUGGUAUAGAGGAGAACCCACCAAACACACAGGGAUUAAAUUUUAAGCCCUAUGAAUCAUUUGAUAUUAAGCAAUUUGAUAAUUCAGUAACGUUUGAUGGUCGCCGUUUUUGGGAGGACGUACCAACAGAUCCCGAUGCAUAUUUGGCAUAUCUUCACCGUGAAUGUGACAAGUCUGGGCAUCCUGAGAUAUUAAAUAUGGAUAACGAAGUAUAUCGUCAAGCUAAAGUUUGCCUCGGCAGCAGAGCGGAUUACAUAAAAACGACCGUGAGACAAUUUUUUAAUGAGUCUGGACUCAGUGCUAUUCGCCAAAUUGAUUAUAAAGAAGCCUGUAAAGUUUGGCCCGAAGUUCAUAACUGCAUUAACCCUCUUGUGAGUUCCAUUAAACAAUGUUUGAAAAGCGAUGUACAAAAAAUUUUUGAUACAUUCCUUGAAUUCAUCGACGUGUCCCAAAGUUUCUUCUGCGACAACAAUGCGGACCGUAUAUCGAGUUUAGUCAGCGAUGGCUCUGUACAAUGUUUCAGCUUAGUAGAUAAAGAUCUUAAAGAAUGUCAAACUAACUUUAAGAAGAAACUAGGAGACUCAAUAAACGCUAUUAAUAUAUGGGGGGACGUCGAUUCGUAUAAGGUUAUGACUGGGAAGAACUUAGCGGACGAGACUUGUAGCACAUUCAAGUCUUACCGUAACUGCAUCACCUCAAAACUAGCUAAAUGCAAAUCUAAAUAUACUUCCAAAAUUGCAGAUGACUAUUUAGCACUGGUUCAAGACGAGCUCAAAUUCUGCGGUUCGCCACGAUGGUUUCCAAGUACUAAUGCUAUGAUAUUCAUAGGACUUGGUGUAGUUACUAUUAAUUGUAUUCUAUUUUUAGGUUUUAGGGCAUUAGGGGCUAGAAUUGCUAAAAAACGACAGCAACUAUGUUCCUCACGUAUAACAGCCUCUGGCCAAAUACCAUAUACAAAUGUCUAAUGUCUAAUGCAGCGGUUCUCAAACUGUGGUACAUGUACCACUAGUGGUACAUAUCAAUAUUUGAGGUUGUACAUAAGACGCAAAAACAGCCCAAAUCAGCACCAUUAUUAUAGUUAAUUCGAUCACCUAGCUAGAUAGGUAUUUCAGUUAGGUGGUACCAAAAAUAUUAAAGGUGGUAAAAAAUAUUUGGUGGUACAUGACUCAAAAGAUUGAGAACCGCUGGUCUAAUGCAAAUUAAUAUGUUAAUAAAUUAGGUACAUUUUUCUCCGUUCACCAAGAAAAAAGUAAAUAGAGACAAACUUAUGAUUGAAUUGAUAGUAAUUGUAAUAGUGCUUUAAAGCUACACUCUCGUUUAUACAACAAUUUAGCUCAUAGCCAUACAUUCAGUAAUACAGUUGGGUCCAUGAUUCUUUACCCGUGCGAGCAUACGAAAUCGAAAAUCUAUUCCACGUAACAGCAACUGACAGAAAGUGGCUAUAGCUCCGAUCACGGAUUAUAUUAAAAAUUUGACGUUAUCAAAAAAUAAAUAAAAUGUAAAAUGUUGGUUUUGCUUUAAAAUUUUGGUGCAAAAUUACAGCUACAUUUGAAGUAGCUUAAUAAAUCCUUUUAAUAUCAUUAGUGUAAUUAAAUAUUUGUUGUAAUAUAAACAUUUGACAUAAAAUAUUUUCUUUUUGUUAUUUAUUUCACUUUUAUGGAAACCUAAACAAAACCAGAUGAGGUUAACUUUGUAUAAAAUUAAUGGAGACUUAGCUUAAGAUUUCAAUCUCCAAUAUAAAAUUAGUUGUGAAAACGAUUGCUUGUGUAAUAUAAAUAACUUCUAAAUGCAAAAACAAGAAAAAAACAACGAACUGUCAACACUGAUGGAAUCGCCAUGAAGCAAAUUUAAUGGCGCCAGGAUGAGAUAGAAGAUAAUCAGGUAAAGGAGGGAAGAUAAUCGCCAUCUUUCGUAAACAAACACUAGUCAGGUAUGUUGUAGUUGUAGCAAAUUUUACCAGACAAAUUCUCUGUCUCUCUCAUGUCUCUCUAGAAGUGCUAUAACCUCUCUCUUGUAUGUUGGCGCCUAUCUCGCUUCACUGUUGGAAUGGGACGGGGCCAUUCCAUCAGUGUUGACAGUUCGUUGGAAAAACCGCAUAAAAUCCAACAAACUGACAGUGACAAGUAAACAAACGAGAAACGUCACAAACACAAAUUGUACUUAAAAUUUGAAAACGUCCCAAGUCUUUUUUGUACCUAUCUCUUUUCAAUUUACUGAGUCUAAAGCGUUCAUAAAAAUAACAAGUGUCUUUACUUAAUAACAGUCUUUAGUUUCGGUAGCUGGUUUGUCUUUAGUUUCAUGCGAGGAAGAGAAUGAUGCUAGAUACUACUACAUUGUUUGAUUUGCUUGUCUGGAUAAUGUUCAGAAGAAAUGCGUUCAAUGUGCUUCCCUGUUUAGGAUUUUGUCCUCUUCAGGGUUUGAGGUGAAUGUUUAGUGUUGGCAGCAAAAGCAAACAGUCCGAAAAACACACUGGGGCAAGCGCCGUGUCCUGGUGUUCUUGGAUCCUGGGUUAUGCCGGACGGUGGUGUCCAGAAGGCUAAGAAGUCAACAGAGAAGAAAGUUUGAUGGAUUGUUGUUGGUUCCAUAGACAUUUACGUGUACUGUCUGUGCUUUGCUCUCGACCAGUCUCCCUAGAAACCAUUGUACAACGACAGGCGAACCUGCGUCCCUCGUCGGCGGUCAGGAGGUGGCUUUGAGCGCAGCGUGGACAGUGAGCGUUCGAGUGGAGAAAAUAGUUGCGGCUAUUUUCUUGGGACGAACAGGUAUAAUUGUGCAAUGAAGUUGGGAAACCGCAAAAAACCAACUUCUCCCUGUUCGGGGUAGGGAAGAGGAAAUGUUAGAGGUGGGUACGGUAGGCUAACGGGGUAGCCUCAAGGAUGUUUUCGUACUCCACCGGGAGUUCGUCAAUGCAUGUUUGCAUUAGAGCGGACGGUACAUGAAUCUUUUUGCGUUUGGGCUUUCGGUGGAGUACGUGGCCGGAAGAUGAACAGGAACAUUUGAGAGAUUCUUGUGUGUCGGAAGGGGGGCCGUUGAUUACUUUGAUUGUGAAGUUCCUGUUCAGAGAGUUUAUUCUCUCGGUGAUUUUGGGGGUGUUCGAGAUGUUAUGGAUUUCGUUUGAGGGGUAUCGCCAGUGCUCAUAGUUACAUCUACGCAAGACUCUACGCUCUGUCCUCAACAACCUCUCUUGUUUUUGUCUUGAGCAAAGAGAGUAGAUACAUGAUUUGUACUCCAUGACGGGUCGAAUAAAGGACUUGUAAGUGUGAAUGAGAGUCUUCUUGUGUGUCUUGCCAAUUUUUCCAGAGAGAGCGUUGAGAAGUCUGGCCCUGUUCCUUACCCUAUCUAAAGUUGCCUUUAGAUCUGCGUCCCAGUUGAGAGUCCCGGUAAACAGUACUCCCAAAUAGUUCACAGUCGGGCUAACAACAAGCCUUUCUCCCAACAGACUCAGAGGAUAUUGGUCGUCUUCAUUGCGAAUGAUUCUAUUUGACACAGAAGGGGCGCGAAACACAAUUGUUGUUGUUUUGUUCGCGUUCAGCGUGACUCUCCACUUACAACACCAUUCGCCGACGCCGUCCAACAGAGCCUGGGCUCUUCUGAAGAGGAGUCUUGGGUUGUAUCGAGAGGUAGUUGAGAGCAGAGUCGUGUCGUCUGCAUAGAGAAACAACCGAGUACCUGGGAUAUUUUGGUUAGUGAUGUCGCUGUUGUAGAUGAUGUACAACAGCGGCGCUAGGACUGAACCCUGGGGAACUCCAGCUUGUGGAGUGAAGGGGGUGGACUUUUGAUCGCCUAUUUUAACUCUGACAGUACGGUUGUGGAGGUAGGAGUGUACAAUUUUGGUAAAUUGCAAUGGUAGCCCGAUGUCCAGAAGUUUCCGAACAAGCCCGUCGUGCCAGACCUGGUCGAAAGCCUUCUGCACAUCCAGAAAUGUGGCUAUGGCGAAUGAACCAUCGUUGAUGGUUUGAGUAACUUUGGUAGUGAAAUCUAUUAAUGCAUGUUUAGUAGAUUUACCUGACUGGAAUCCAUAUUGGAAUUUUGGAAUGAUAUUGGAUGCUAGAUAAGAAGUAGGUAUGUGUGUUGUCUGGCCAGGUAUAAGGAUUUUCAUUCACAGUCAUUUGUUUUGAGCUCCUGUCAUAAGUCGUAUAAUUCGUGUAUAUUAAUAUUAUACACAGAUUAUACAAUAUAUGACAGAAGGUCGAAACAAAUGACAAUCGACGAAAAACCCUAUUAAUGACGCACGGGUAAAGAACCCGGGACUCAAGUGUACAGUCCGUACAAUAUAGAUACCGUUGCACGUCAUCCGCGUCAUAGCACGUGACGUCACAAGAUACCAACACGAAAUAUUUAAGUAGUAGGUGUGUACCUUUUUAGAAUCGUUUAGCUGAGUACACUGGAAUUACAUCCACUAGACAUAUUUUAUUAUAUGCGCGUAGAAAUAAUAUUGGAAGAUUUCUAUUAUUGUAAAUUUAAAGAAACAUACUGUAAUUUGUUUCAUUUAAUUUGUAUAAUUGGAAUAAAGAGCGUUUUUAUCAAUCACACUUGUUCGGAUUACACUCUAACUGUGUUCGAACAAAGGUGACAUUUUGACAUAAAUUGGUAACAUUCAUUUUACUGUUACAGUGUUUACACUUCAGAUUUGUUUUUGUUCUUUACUAUAAGUAUUUGUUUUAUUAUAUUUUUUUGUUAUUUACUUUAACGUAAGAUUAAAUUUAAUUAAUCUUAAACUUAAUUCUUAUUUUCUAUUUCUAGGGUUUUUAUUUAUUUACAUUGAAUAUUAAUUUUGCUUUGUUGUAUAAUCCACUUCGCAAUAAUUAUGUGAUAUAUUUGAUUUAAAAUUAAUUCAAGAAUUUUUUUUAAUUGGCAACAACGUCAACUUAGAUCUCUGACGUAGAUAAUGACGUCAACGGUAUCUAUAUUUUAUGGACUGUACUUACCUACAGUUUAUCCCAAAUCCUUUUUUCAGUGCGUCAUUAAUUUUGACGUCAUAUAAGAUUUUAAGAAUGUCGUGCAUCACUGCAUGACAUUUUAGUUAAAUCUGACAGUUGUCAGAAUAUUUAUAUUUAUGUUUAUAUAAAUAUUUGCCAGAAGAUUAAUAUUUAAAAUAUUCUAAGAAACAAAUAAAUAAAUAUAGAAUAAAAAUGUCCGAAUAUACAAAUGACAUAAAAUAACAUAAAAUGACAUAAAAUUUACGUCGUUGAAAAAUACUAACCUAGAAUUACAAUAAUUAUUGUCAUUUUACCCGUUAACAUUGUGAAAGUACUGUCACGAUAGAUUACUUUUGUUUCAAAUUAUCUUUAUUCGCAUCAUGGAUUGGUUAUCUAUUUACAGUAUUGUAAUUGUCAACCAGUUAUAUAUCUUAGUAUAAGUCGCUUUAAUAUGGAAAUACGUUAUAUGCAUAAUAAUAAUGGACAUACGUUUUUUUCUGUCUACUUCGAGCUUAACGCGUUAGAGCAAAUUCGACAAACCGUGGCGCACUAAAAAAAAGUUUGGUAUAAACUAUAUACACAAUCACAAUUUGAAAUUAGAUUUCAGUUUUUGUGGACACUAUAUCUACACAGAAAUUAAACCUACAGCUCCGUAAACAAGUGGAUUGUUUAAGUAUACAGCUUUUUUAAUAUACUUUUGUUGAUAUUGCCUAAUUGAUCCAGUGUUUAAGUUGUUUUUAAACAAAUAAAUAUAUGUUAUAAAUUACCUUAAAUUUUCUGUUAGUCAUGUUCAUUCGCGGUCAUUGAAUAGUUUACACCUUCAUUUUUAUAUUGUAAUACUUUAAAACCGCAGUGCCGUGCUGUAGUCGUACGAAUUUAGUAAAUGUGAAAAUUGCUUGUCAAAAAUUUCGCGCGUAUUGAAAAAUAAAAUAAUAUACUCCGUCUAAUAUAUUUUCUUUUGCACGUCAUCCGCGUCAUAGCCCGUGACGUCACAUGAUACCAACAUGAAAUAUUUAGGCGGUAGGUGUGUUCUUUUUUAGAAUCAUUUUGCCGAGUACACUGGAAUUACAGCCACUAGAAAUAUUUUAUUAUUUAUACGCGUAGAAAUAAUAUUUGAAGAUUUCUAUUAAUGUUAACUUAAAGAAGUUCAUAAUAUUAUGUUUCAUUUAAUUUGUAUAAAUGGAUUAUAAAGCGUUUUUAGGACGCACAUUUGUUCGGAAAAAACUGUAGCUGUAAUCGAACGAAGGUGAUAUUUUGGCAUAAAUUGGUAACAUUUAUUUGACAGUUGCGGACUUCAUAUUUGUUUUUAUUCUUUACUAUACGUAUUUGUUUUAUUGUAUUUACUGUUUUUAUUAUUUACUUUAACGUAAGAUUAUAACUUAAUUCUUGUUUUCUAUUUUUAAUGUUUUUAUUUAUUUAUAUUGGCAUCUCGUCCUAAGCAAUACCUCCUCUGGUGGCUAUUAGAGUAACUGAGCUAAGAGCCAUUAUUUAUUUACUAUCACGUUGAAGGCAUAUUGUCAUUGGAGACUUUGUUUGUUUAAUCACGUUUAAUUGUUGCUGUAUAUUACUUCGUGGCUAAAUUGUAACAUAUUAGUGUAACUUCAUGACUAAAAAAUAGAACAUUAACAAUAAUAAUUACGAUCUUUGGUGUACACUAACCUGAGAUAUUUUUUUCUUAUAAAGUUCACUAAAAUAAAAGUUAUAACUAACAAAAUUGUCUAUUAAUCAAUAAUAAUAAUCGAUAGUCACACAAAAUAUAAUUAAAUUAAAAAAAAACACAGAUAAACGAACAAAACUAACUCAAAAACAUAAAACUAAUGCAACAUACAAUAUGUAAACAAUUACAAUGGCUCUUAGCUCGGUUCAAUUUGAUACCACAUUGGUUCUGCGAUCUUAAUCCGAAUCGCCAAUUAUACAUUAAUUUGGUUUGUUGUAUAAUCCACUUCGCAAUAAUUAUUUGAUAUAUUUGAUUUAAAAUAAAUUCAAGAAUUUUUUGUAACUGGGCAACAGUGUCAACUUAGAUCUCUGACGUAGAUAAUGACGUGCAACAGUAACUAUAUUAGACGAACUGUAGUUAUUUAUGUACACUUCGCGGCAUAUAAAACUGAUAUUACUUUUUUUUCCCAACGUAAACGAAUCACUUCGUUGUUGCCAUCACAGAUAACGGAAUUGCACUAAAUCUAAAUACAAAAAAAUAACGUUUAAAAUGUAUAUUUCGAAUUGUAAUAUAUAUAUUUAAAUUCCACACUUUUUCACUGUAAAAGUUAUUCAUUUUGUUUAAUUUCAAAUUUAAUUUUUAAUUUUUCCAGUGUGUUUUAUUUAUUCUACACAACUUAAUGCAGUUUUGUCCUACAAUUUACGAGAAUUCAAUCACACCUCUCGAUUUGACAUUAAACAUAAUAAUUUAAAAUCAUGUCAAGAUUUAUUAUCUAUCAUUAUUUUUGAAUUGAAAUAUUUUCAUAAAUUAUAAUAAAAAACGAAUCAAUGUAUGGAUACUUAAUUGAGAUGACGGAAAAUCAGAAUUGUUUUAGUUUUAGUAUAUUAAAAAAUGCGGUCUGUCGCACAGCCCCGUUUUUACCUAGUUUGAUAUAAUAUUUUCGUUGAACUGACAACGUUGCCCUAGAAAUUAGAAUGACACUUGUGACAAGAUCGACUUACACAACUUGAAAAACACGAUUUUCGGUUAUAAGAGUUGUACCAGUUUUUUUUUUGAAGCGAAGUGUACCAGAUCAGUAACGUGACUCUAUCGAACGAGUGUGAUAUUACGAGCAGAGGAAGCUAAGCGUAUGAGGCGAGUAACAGUCGAGUUAGGUAAAGAAUCUUUACUGACGUGGUGCAUACAAAAUUUAAUCGCCAAUCAUAAAAACAUUAAGACUUACUUAACACUUAGGUACUUAAUAACAUCCUUGUAAUGAAAGAAGAGUGUUUGUACUUUGUACGCACGUAAGAAGUUAUACUUCUAUUAUUAUGAUUUUAACGAAAUACAUAUAUUUUAAACAGUU
This is a messenger RNA of Diabrotica virgifera virgifera (western corn rootworm), 8483 nucleotides long. RefSeq names its product 27 kDa hemolymph glycoprotein. Lineage: Eukaryota; Metazoa; Arthropoda; Insecta; Coleoptera; Chrysomelidae. The transcript is spliced from 5 exons. The record is from RefSeq and is a predicted model, not a curated record. The coding region runs from base 442 to 1527 and encodes 361 amino acids.